AUGCGAUCCAGCAUCGCCUGCGCUCGAUGCCGACGCAGUAAGAUCAAAUGCGUCAACUCCGGCAUCGACACCACCUGCCGCGCAUGCGAAUCCUCCGGCCGAGAAUGUGUCUAUCCGACCCCCGCGAUUGGCGUGAGCGGUGCCAAACGGGAUUUGGCCGCCCUGGCUGAGGGCGACGAUCGAAAUGGAGAUUGGGAUGGUCCUAAACGACAUCGCUCGCGCAAGAUGAUCGGUGCUUCGGGCACCCCUGGGGCUUCCAAGGCCGGUCUGGAUGCCCUCGACUCGUCCAUCCUCACGACCAAGGUCUGGGAGGCCGUCUUUGACUUGUUUCAGUCGCACUUCGCCACGCUUCUACCUUUCCUCCACCCAGCAACCUUCUUGGGUCAGAUUCGACAGCUCUCAACGCCGGCACCGCCCCCGGCCGUGGCGCCAUUGGAUGGGCACGAUGCACCCCGGCUGCCCGGGUCCAGGUCGGACCCGUCGUCCUCCUUGAUUCCUCUCGGGGUCCUGGCCCUAACGGCUCGCUUUCAUCCACCCUUGGUCGCAGCGCACUCCACCGCCUCCCCUGGUCACCCAUCCAACCCCCUCGCGGCAUCCGAAUACUAUGCGACAGCUUUGCGCAGCCGGCUGGCCGGCCUCGAUGGCGCGAGCCUCGCGGUCCCGGAUCUGGCUCGGGUUCAGGCCCUCUUGAUGCUGGCCCUGCAUGAGUGGGGUAUGUGCCGCGGCAAGAGCGCUUGGCUGUAUGUGGGUAUGGCUAUCCGCCUAGCACAGGCCAUGGGUCUUCCAUUCGAACUUGAGAACGAGUUCCCGCCCCGCGAUCUUUCUCGAUCAUCGCCAGGCCUCAAGACCGAGGCGGAUCACUUUGGAUUGACAUCGCGCCGUGUUGAGCCCAAGGAGCAGACUUCAGACGACAUCAUUUCUCAGGAGACCAAACGCCGAACAUUUUGGGCUUGUUUCAUCCUAGACCGUUGUCUGAGCAGUGGCAAGUAUCGCCCUCGUAUGAUUCGCGUCAAAGAUCUUGGGAUCCAGCUCCCGAGUGACAACGCCUUUGCCUUUGGUGAGCGCGUACGGACUGCUCGUCUGAACGAGCCUACUGUUCGUCGCCCACAAAGCUUUGGCUCCCAGGGUGUGCAGAUCCCGAGCAUCCGUCAAAGCUUUAGUGGGUUCGGGGACGAGAAACUUCCUGCUGCCAAUGGUACUCCAGAUGGCAAAGCCUGGUCACCGAUCUCACGUCGCAAGGAUUCCAGCGAGGACGAUGUGGAUCGAUGGGAGGUUGGUGCUGAGGAGUCGGUUCUUAGCCGAGUAAUUCGCAUCAUCCGUAUUUGGGGAAGCAUUGCGAAGUGGUCGUGUGCCGGUGGCCGGCGAACCGAGCAAUAUCCGCCAUGGCACCCAGAAUCACGCUUCGCAUCUCUACGCAUGCAACUCAAUGAGUUCCAAGACAGCCUCUCCCGCAACCUGCAGUACUCUCUACGAAAUACCGACACUCACAUUAUGUAUAAGACAACUUUGGCGUCUUAUACAGUGAUGCAUGCCGUCUAUUUCUUGUCUGUCAUCGUUCUACAUCGUGCCUAUGUACCCUUCUUACCUCUCCGCUGCAAUGAACCUGUUGGUCCUUUGGACGAACCGUUAUUCCCUUCCGAUAAAGUCAACGGCCCUCCUGAGACUUUUUGGAGGGAUAGUGCUCGCGAUUUGUUCAAGGCUGCUCGACAGAUGAUCGAUCUCGUGGUCACUUGCCAAGGCCGCGGUGCCCUUGUUGAGAAUCCCCUUGUCGGUUUCGCCAUCUAUAAUGCUGCCUUCAUUGGCGUUUAUGGCUCUCACUUCACUCACAUGGAUCCAGAUGGUCUCAUGGGGGCCAAAGCCCCACCGGCAAGUCAUGACAGCCAUCAAAUGGGUACAUCCCAAGCCCGGAAAGCACUUGAUAUUUUGCGAGAGAUGCGCCCACGCUUGAGGAUGGCAACUGGGUGGUUCCGUACUCUGAAUCGCCUGCACAGCUAUUUCUCGAAAGUCAAGCGUGAAUUCCGUCGGUACUCUCGUAACCGUUUGGACAGCAUGUCUGAUGCCUCGGAGCAUGCUGCCUCGAACGGAGUACGGCCAAUUCGUGAAGGCGGUUUGGGCGGCGGUUUGGAGGAGUUCAAGCUCCUUGAAAAGCUUUUCCUGGACUUUGGAAGUCUUGAGGAUCAGCUGCCGGAUUCUGUGGAUGAUGAUGGCACCGCUAUCACCGUGUCUGGUGAGCCGAUGCUAGACCGCGCAACCAAUCUUAGCGACGCCGGAAGCAAUGCUGUGAAGAGUGAGAUUGGCGAUACGAGCGAGCACGACGGUGCUGGUGGCCGACGUGAAUCCUGGGUCCCUGUCAACAGCCCUGGUCUGCCUCUACCUGGCCACGACGGAGAUCGCCGCCCAAGUCUCCCUCUUCCAACCACUCGCCCCAUGCCCUCACAAUCUCCCUACUCCCUGCCAUCGUUACAACAGCACCACCCAGAUGGUCCGAUGUACACUUCAUCCCCUCCCAACCUGCCUUCCAUUGCUGCGACUACCCAGUCUCCGUCACAGUAUCUCACUGCGACAAGCAAUCGCCUGCAGCCUAUCAAUUCAUGGCUCCCGUCUCGUCCCUCGGCGCCGCCACCACCAUAUUCGCAAUCCCUGCCACCUAUCAACGCCACAGCAUCGCAUAAUGUCCCCGUGCUCCCACCACCAGGCUCGGUCACCCAGCUUGCUCCAUCUCCGCCUUUGACCUCAACCGAAGGCCCGGAUAGCAGUCUCCUGUCAUCUAGUCUGGGCGGGGAUGAUGUGCUCGCUUUCUUGGAUGGAUGCGAGUGGGCACAACUAUCCCUCAAUGCACCAUCGGAGAUCGGCAUUCCCGUCGGUUGGCUAAGCACCGUUUGGAGCCAGUUCAGUCGUUAA
Penicillium macrosclerotiorum is the source of this 2901-nucleotide messenger RNA. Its product is annotated as putative C6 transcription factor. NCBI's taxonomy places the organism in Eukaryota, Fungi, Ascomycota, Eurotiomycetes, Eurotiales, Aspergillaceae. The transcript has a single exon. Gene Ontology annotation, cellular component: nucleus. Bases 1 to 2901 code for a protein of 966 amino acids. The record is from RefSeq and is a predicted model, not a curated record. Gene Ontology annotation, molecular function: zinc ion binding; DNA-binding transcription factor activity, RNA polymerase II-specific; DNA binding. Gene Ontology annotation, biological process: DNA-templated transcription; regulation of DNA-templated transcription.